AAACGGGGCAUUAGUUCCUGUUUCGAAACCGGUCGCUCGCAUCAUGGCCGCAGUACGCAGCCUACGGGUUUCGGUGAAGUCAGACUGCUCAGAGUCGGAUUCAGACCGAGAUGCCCGCGAAGUUGAACCGAUGGAGGUGGAGGAGGGCGAACUCGAGGCAGAGGACAUCCCCGUUAACCGGUCCUUGAAUGAAGUGCUGCCGGAGGCGAUUCAGAGGACGGAGAAGAGCACAGAAAGUUUCCACUUCUGUGCACAGGCCAACCCAGGCCAGAUUGUGGUACUAGACAGAGACACCAUGAAGAAAGCCAUCCCUAACUUGCGCCUGGAGGCGUUGCAUGUGGCGGGUGUGGAUGAUAUGAGCACCCAGGAUGUGUUUGGCUACUUUAAGGAGUACCCUCCAGCACACAUUGAGUGGAUCGACGACACCUCCUGUAACGUGGUGUGGCUGGAUGAUGUCACUUCCACCCGGGCUCUGAUCAACAUCAGCCACGUGCCUGACCCAGAGGUGGUUACCAAAGAGACAGGCGACACCAAAGAACUUGGUGAUCCCACCCAGGAGAGCAAGGCUCGAGGGCAAUCCAAUUCCGAUGAUGAUGAUGAUGAUGAUGAUGAUGAUGGAGAGGUGGAGGAGGAGCAAAAAGAGCCGGUGAAAGAGAACCGUGAGGAGAGUGAGGGAAAAGCCAGCGAGGGAGAGACUGAGGAGAAAACAGAGCCUGAGACCACCCAGGUGGACCUGCUGUCCCAGGCAGAGAUUGAGUCACUGCUCCGGAAUGACCUACGUCCAGCCACCAAACCCUUCAAGGGCAACAGACUCUUCCUGAGGUUGGCCACCUACGAUGAUAAGAAGGAGAUGGGUGCUGCGAGGAAGAGCAGAUAUUACAUGAAGUACGGCAACCCCAACUACGGAGGCAUGAGGGGCAUCCUCAGCAACUCCUGGAAGAGACGGUAUCACACACGCAGAAUUGUGAGCAAGAGCAAGAAACCCCUCAUAGGGGACAGCAUGGGGGACACACCACCCUACAAACACAGCCACUCUGCUGACCUGAUCAACCUGCCAGAAGAACCAAUAGAGGAAGAAGAGGAUGAGGAAGAGGGGGAAGAGGACAUGGACUCAGACGACAGGGUGGUGGAGUACAAGGAGAAGGGGGAAAGAGGGAGGGUGAGGGUGGGGGGCCCAGUGGUGGCCCUGUGGAGUCGUUUGGGAAGACCCUCUUCCCCCUCGGUCUUGUCAGACUCAGACAAGAUGGACUAUGACUUGGAGCUCAAGAUGAUCUCCACCCCCUCUCCCAAGAAGAGCAUGAAGAUGACAAUGUACGCAGACGAGGUCGAGACCAACCUCAGGACUAUACGACACUCUGCUGUUCGGCGUGACAGCGGCUCGGGGGGUAGUGGCAUCCGGAACAGGAUUGGUGGAGGAUCGGUGGGUGAGACCAAAAGCAGUGCGGUGGAGAAAGUGAUAGACGUGAGGCAGCUAUUGGAGGAGAAGAGGCGUGGCCUAUCCCAGCACAAACAUCGCCACCCUGUGGCCAGCAUUGGAAGUACGGAUGUGAGGCAGCGGUUAGGGAAGAGGCCGUACUCUUCUGAGAGACGACACUCCACCUCUCCCGUCGCCUCCCGAGACUCAUCCCCUCCCCGAGAGCCGAUCAUAGAUGUGCACAGGCGACUGGGCGUGGUAAUACAAGACACCCGUGGCCUCCACCCCGAUUUGUCCAAAGACAGGAAAUCAAGUCGUCUGUGGAACAGGCUCGGCCCCUCCUCCUAUAAGGGCGAAGUUCCCGUGCGGAAGCCUCCCAGUCACAGAGCGGGUUCGGGAUCAACCAGCUCCAGGUUGGGGGGGCGGGGAGAAGAAGACGUUGAGAAGGAGAACGACUCUGCACUGCAGAAGGUGUGGGGGGCCUUGAUCAAACAGAAGGAACAGCAGACCCACAAGAUGAAGAGGAGUCGGCUUGACAACCUGCCCUCGCUACAGAUAGAGAUCAGCCGGGAGAGCAGCAACGGGUCCGACUCAGACUCCUGAGAGACUGAGGGAGAGGAAGGGUAGGGAGGGGGCAGAGAAUGAGUAGGGGAACGAGACAUGUUGAUAGAAACUGAGUCGGGGAAGAGAGGUGUGAGUGAAAUGCAGAAUAAAUACAAAUGGUGGUAGAGGGUUUAGAUCAGUGUGGAUUGGGUCAUGCCUUCCUCUAGAGCAGAAAGGUGACCACCCCCACCCCUGCUCUCCUCUUGAGUUACUCGUCUCUGUUUAGAUCCUUAUGGGCCCCCGUCGCUGUGACCUGGUCCAUCGUACCAACACAAAAGAACUGGACAGAAUUGUCUGAUGUGGAGAGAAGUUAUGGACAGGAGGCAUAUGAUCUCUGCAGCCCAUGGGACUGGUGUUCUGAUCAAAUGUGUUCCUGUGACAUUUUACUGAUGGCCUACCUACACUUCAAGUCAUGUCAAAUAUUUAAAGGGCAAUAUAAAUGUCUCUGUUGGCCCCUGUGAUGUCAACUACAGAAGAACUGGGACAAGGAUAAGAUCCAGAUACUGAGCGCUCUCCAUGGCUCUCUGUGUGUGUGGAACCAGACACAGGAUCAUACAGUCUAUGGUAUCUAUGUGUGAGUGACUUUGAACAACAAAUAUUGAGUUUGUGGCAUUUUAUUUCCUUCCACAGGCUUGGCCCAUAGAGACAACUAAACCAGAUGAAUCGAUUCUCUACUGAAAGGUUUUGUACUGUCUCAAUGUUUUAUGUGCAAAUGGCCAAUGUUGUUAUGUUUUUCAAGGCGGAAGAUUCUUCAAUGCCUGUGCCAUCCUUCAAAGCCCCAUAGUACACUACUUUUGACCAGAGCCCUAUGUAGGGAAUAGUGUGCCGGUUUGAGGACGACCUUACAUUCCCAGACAGAAAAGGAAUUGAUUUCAUUAAGGCCUAAGCAGAAAUAAAACAUGUCAACAACUGUCUGCUUGUCUUGGCAA
This is a messenger RNA of Oncorhynchus mykiss (rainbow trout), 2946 nucleotides long. Its product is annotated as nuclear cap-binding protein subunit 3. Gene Ontology annotation, cellular component: nucleus. Lineage: Eukaryota; Metazoa; Chordata; Actinopteri; Salmoniformes; Salmonidae. Gene Ontology annotation, molecular function: RNA 7-methylguanosine cap binding; mRNA binding. The record is from RefSeq and is a predicted model, not a curated record.